UAUUGCUGGAGCAGUUCACUUAAAAAGUAAAUUUGACUGGGCCAGAAGUAACUGCAGUUACUUUCUCCACUGAGAAGAUACAGAUACACCAAUUUCGAAAGGAUAUAAACACAGUAAUGAAAUCAAACCUUAACCACUCUUUCAAAAUGAAAUGUGAUUUUGGUUGUAAGCCACUUCAUGCUGGGUUUACACCACUGAAAUCUGCUGUGGGGAAAACAAGACUGGAAGAAUCCUGCCCCUUGAAUUAUGAGGAAAGCUUUUGUAAAAGUUGUGCUGAGGAGCAUCAGAAAAUACUCUUUAGUGACUCACACCAUGCAGCCACCAGAAAUCUAGAUCUUGAAGAUGAAGGAAGGCCUGUACAUAACAAAGAAAACAAACAAGUAACUCAGAGACUUGAUGAAAGGAUCUGUGAAAUGGAGGCACUGGAAAACAGUAAAUUUCAUGAGGACAGUGGUUAUUCCUCUAUGUUAAGUAAUCAAUACUCUGAUGCAAUAGAACAUGAGGAUAGUAUACCUUUGGCUGGGAAUCUCUGUGGCACACCAAAGCAUUGUCUUACGAAAAACCAAAGUGAAGCACAGUUUUCAAAGAAGACUUUGUUGCCAGUAAUCCAUUAUGAAGAAAUGAUUUGCUCAACUUUGAAAAAAAGUGGUAAAAGAAGUCUCAGGUCUUGGGCUGCAGUAGACAGAAUUCUUUAUAGGGGAAAGGUUGAACUUUGUAACCUAAUUGGAAAGAAAAUGGGAUUAGAUAGAAUAGACAUUCUUGCUGAACUCUUCCAAAAGAACUUGAAGCAUGUAUUAGCAAACAUUUUUAGGCAUCUCAGUGAGAUGGAUUUAAUAAAUUUUGCCAAAGUCAGCAAAACAUGGCAGAAGAUCCUACAGGAAGAUAAAUGGAUUUUCCAAAUGUAUAGUAAAGCUGUGAAAAACCUUUCUAAUGUCACUAAAGCAUCAGAGCCUGCUGCAACAAGGGAAUACGUUCUUUACCGAGCGGCUUUAGCUUCCAUUCAGAAAGCCACCCCACCAAACAACUUGAAUAAGAAAGGCACCAGAUCCAAGACAUCUAAGAAUCACAGCAGGCUUAUGGAGUUUUCUGAGGCUGCCAAGACCUUGAAAAACACUGAAAGUCUUAAAGUCUGCCAUCGCUGUGGCUCACCUGCAAAGUAUGACUCCUACCUACAAAGAGCGAUGUGCAGUCGUGAAAGUUGUGGCUUUGACUUUUGCACAAAGUGCCUGUGCAGCUACCACAGCUCUGGUGUCUGUAUGAGUGGGAAACCAGUGAAACACAGCUCUAAGCCGGGGCCACUUCCUGGGACUAAGAAAAGCAAACAGAAUCUACGGCGAUUGUGAUCUAUCCAUCCCAAUACAGAUUGUCAGAUGUCCCAUAAAAGUUUUUUUAGGAUAUGAAGUUAAAAAGUCCACCAAAAAAACCCCUCAAACAACAAAAUGAUUUCUGCUCUUCUAUAUUAAAAAAGGUUAAUUUUAUUAUUCUGCUGUACAAUUUGGUGAUGUUGCAAUUCCUAGGAAUCACCACAAACACCCAUUUUAAAAAAAGUCUUACUAUUUAUAAAUAUAAAAGAAAAUUCUGGAUAUGGAUUCUUAAUAACAUUUUAAAUAUUGUCUUAAUUAGUCUAUUUUGUUCCAGUCUUCCAAACACCCCACAGUAAUAUUGAACAAAACAAAGAAGUUUUGGCAAGUAGCCUUCCAUGUGUAACCCUAGCAAUUCUUGAAUGUCAGAAGGAGGAAGUAAGCUGUGUUUUAUUUAAAUGUUUACUCUUGUUCAAAAGUCUUUUAAAAGCAUUUAUAGUGAGAAUGUCAAGUGAGUGGAGUCCCUUUUAAUAUAAAAUUAUGAGGGGGUCUAGAUUUUAUAAUUUUUUUCCACAAGCCUUUGCCUUUAUUUUAAAAUGUGAAAGUUGUCUGAUGAUUUACCUUAUGUGAAUCUUAAAUUAUCAUUCCUCCUUCAUUUCUUCAUUCAGAAACUGCAGGUUUCCUUGAACAGAGGUGAUACUCUUUCCAACUUGAAAAAAAAA
Messenger RNA from Athene cunicularia (burrowing owl), 2023 nucleotides. It is a transcript of the gene FBXO5, whose product is annotated as F-box protein 5. Gene Ontology annotation, molecular function: protein binding. Bases 117 to 1343 code for a protein of 408 amino acids. The record is from RefSeq and is a predicted model, not a curated record. The transcript has 5 exons. NCBI's taxonomy places the organism in Eukaryota, Metazoa, Chordata, Aves, Strigiformes, Strigidae. Gene Ontology annotation, cellular component: nucleus. Gene Ontology annotation, biological process: regulation of mitotic nuclear division; negative regulation of meiotic nuclear division.